CGCCAUCUUCAUGUCCUCGCCGACGUAUUCUGUCACGUCACCGCCGCCGCCGGCGUUGGGCGCGACCGGGACCGCACCACGCAUCAUCGAUUAUCGCUCGUCAUGCGCUCUAUUCCCACCGCGUAUCGCCAUAGCAAAAUCGUUUCUCGUCUGCAUCCUCGUCCCCUGUGCUCCGUUGAGCCCCACUUUGGACCUGGUCGCCCUGGCAAUCUUUCUCAUCUCGCACGUACCCUUGUGCUCAUCGUCUCCGGAUCAAGGACCUGCGACACCCCAGGGAUGUUUGCAGACGGUCGGAAUUCCCCGUGUGCGCAGAACGCCGAAACAUCUCCCGUCCGCAAAUCUCGACGGCUUUGUCCACUCCGUGCGGGCCCGCUUCACAACACCCACAGCUAUGCGCCGGCACCCGACGCUUCUAGGGUACGCAGCCUACGUCCUGCACGACAUCUAA
Phanerochaete carnosa HHB-10118-sp is the source of this 448-nucleotide messenger RNA. RefSeq lists its product as uncharacterized. The transcript is spliced from 2 exons. Bases 11 to 448 code for a protein of 145 amino acids. The record is from RefSeq and is a predicted model, not a curated record. Lineage: Eukaryota; Fungi; Basidiomycota; Agaricomycetes; Polyporales; Phanerochaetaceae.